GCGAGACCAACUUGCGGCGAUAGUAAAAGGUCACCAUCACGAAUGGGACACCGCCGAUGCAAUGCCAAAACACAUAUCCAACCGGCUACUAUGCGCUGUUCUCCGCAAAAUUCCGCACUGGCUAUUCGGCCUCCAGAAUCCCAUGGGCACCAAGAUCGUCACAGUGAUCUUUUCCUUUGGGAUCUUUGGCGUCAUUCUGAUGCUGUUGGAUAUGCUGUCGGAUUGCUGGGACAUAUAUAACAUGUGGACGGUGAAUCCGUAUGAGAUCCGCUUCAAAUGGCGGGUCAUCAUCUCCAGCGUGCUGGGUCUGCCGGUGAUGGCGUCGCUGGUGCGAUCAUUCUUCCAGGGUGGUCUGAAACAGGCUCCCAAUGUGCGGAUGAACUGGUCACACACGACCGAUCAAUUGAUUCGCAGCGAUGACACAACGCUGGUUUUAUCCCAGAGUGACGUCAUCAACGCCAGUAUUGAUUUGCCGGGAUUAAAAUGGCUCAAUCCGACUUUUGCGCAUUGGAUUCGGGAGGUGUAUCCUUUUAGUGUCCUAUGCCGGUGUUUGUCAUUCUGGAUUACGUGGCGUCAUCAAGUCAACGACCCACAAGAAUUCUUAAACAACUACGGCUACAAAAAGGAUCCCAAGUUUCAGCUGCUAUUUCUGCAGAAAGCGCAGCUCGAUGAGAUCAAGUUUGAGUCAGCACCGCAACUGAUUAUUCAGCUGCUGCUGGGUGUGUCAAUCUGGGUAUCAACCGGGAAACCGCCGCCUUUAUGGAAAUGGGGCGUUCUGUUUCUCUCCUUCCUCUCCAUUUCGAAAUAUUUCCCGUCGGCCAACCAUCUCCCGGGAAUAUGUGCCUUUAACAAUUGCAUUUUUUCCGAGAAGGACUACAUUGAAUGGAACGAAUUAGUGGGACUUCUCAAGCCGAAUAUUUAUAUUUAUAGCGGCGCAGUGAGGAACUUUAUUUACAUUGUUUGCCGGUACAAUUUGGUCGUGACGCUAUGGCUGUACAACUGGCCGGCGCAACUAGGCGUCACCGCCUUCGAGAUGCUCGUCAUCGCGAUCGUGUUGAUUAAGACACAUAAACGGGUCUUUGAUGAAGGCAAUGAACCGUACAUCAUCGCCAACUGUAUGGCUUUUGUGUCGAAAUGGUUCUACAUGGUGGGCAACUUCCUGGUCAUCCCGAUUGCCACCACGCUGACCAAGCUGGGCAUCUUGUUAGCAUUCGUCCUGCAGACGUGCAAUUUCAUCGUUUACGUGGUGGUUGUGAAAAUGGAGUGGAACUACGAAACUAGUGCCAUACGUAUGGCCAGAGUGUCAAAUGACACCACCGUGGCGCCGCAGCUCGGAACGUCGCAGUUUAGCUUUAUGGUGGGACUCAACAUUGUGGCGCUGGUUUCACUGCCUCUAUUACUCUAUAUCAUGGAAUUCUGUUGGAUGCGUAUGGAUAAGUGGGAUCAUUUCAGAAAGUGCUCCUCGUGUAACGUUUUUCGGGAGCGAUACUGCGAAUAUCGACCUUGCUGGUUAUGCGAGUGGACCUACUGCCAUAAACAUCCCGUAGAACAAGGCAAGGGUCAACGUCGGAUAACGUUCAUCAAGCCGUUUCAACCCGAGACAUGCGAUGACUUCGAUGUUCCUUCUUUCGUUCCAUGUUUCCCAGUAGUCGACGAAUUCCGCCGAUCACAGAGCGUAGAUACAGUGCCUCUUCUCGAUGAGCAACCGUAUUACAAAGUCCAAAAACUUCUGACAAUGCUGGCAAAAAUCGAGACCAGUGCCGACGAUGAUUUCCUGCUGUGCAGAGGUCAUUUUGAGUGCUUGCGGGCCUUGCGACACGAAUUGCUGGUAGAAUCGCAUAGCAGGUACUCGCUGAGCUCCGAUACUAUAGUACUAGCCGACAUCGAAGUAACCUGCAUCAGUAACACCGACAUAAUCGAGUUAUCGAACAUCCGAUGCGUGGAGACGUUCCGAUUCUGCCUGCCCAUGGACAUGUACCGCUUCCUGAUGACCCUGUACUACGAAUCCGGCUUCCUCAACGCGCGGAUGCCGUGCCAGCUGAUCUUCAAAUCCCAUGCGUACUCCCGCAACAUAAUAGACCGGACCAUGCAGAACGAAUGUUGGCGGUUGGCAAAGAAAUUACGGCGCCAGCAUAUUUCGUGCGCGAAAUCCACGUGCUGCUUGUUCCUGUACCCGGUGUGGGAUUUGACGGAGAUGCUGCAGCGGCGGAUGAAGCACUCGCAUCCAAAAUAUCAACGCCGCAAUGCGGCGUUAAUUGCCGCGGUUCUUCCGGCGAGUUUAACCGGGGAUGGAAUUGAGCCCAAAGUCCUGGAGUUCUUCAGUGUGGUUCCACAGGAAAUCGACACCGGGUAUCCGCACGAGAUUUGUGAGGCGCCCAAGCGGCGUGUAUGCCCGCUGGAGGAGGAAAGUGCCAACAGCUCACGGGUGUAUACACCGUGGUUUGUGCGUAUACUGCAGUUCAGAUCCGGCAGUCGCGUACGAAAUCUGCUGAAGUUUUGACUGCCCUCUUUAACGGUUAAGAUCAUUACUGCCAAGUCAUCUGUAGUUGACAACCGCUUUAUCCAGAAUCAGUACUUGCAGUACCAUAAAUCAGUUUUCAUUGCCUGUUCACAAAAACUAGCACAGAGAGCUGCUGAUCUCGCUUCUAAUAGAUCUGUGUUACGUGGGGCCUUAUGGGCGCCCACGUACCUUCGACGGCGAAACAGCGGCGAACCCGGAUUGAGGCUUUAAUGCCGAAAUCUAACUCGCGCACCGUGGCGCAGCAACACUAGACUAAUGAGAUCGGAUCCUACAGCCAGCGCAGCUGUGCUGUAGAUCCGUCAAAACACCACAGAAAUGUGCAGGGUGGAAAUCCCCAGAAACAGCGAAACACAACAGCGAAUGGCCAAUCAUGAAGGCGGAGCUAUCGGCCUUCACAUCUGGUUGUUAACUUCAUUUUAUUGUUAAAGCUUUAUAUACGAAGAUCAGUUUUUUUGCUCUUUUUCCGUUUUAUCAGUUUCAUCUGAUAAUCUUCAUGUUGCAGC
Paramacrobiotus metropolitanus is the source of this 3024-nucleotide messenger RNA. RefSeq lists its product as uncharacterized. The coding region runs from base 62 to 2500 and encodes 812 amino acids. The record is from RefSeq and is a predicted model, not a curated record. Lineage: Eukaryota; Metazoa; Tardigrada; Eutardigrada; Parachela; Macrobiotidae. The transcript is spliced from 3 exons.